GAUCAUUCCAAAGCCGGCUAACAGAAUAAAUCUGUAAGCAAACUUCUAAGACUUUUCCACUUUACACCACACAUUCACUUGACCAUACAUCUUUAGGUUUGAUAAGUUUCUCACCAUGGAGUUCAGCUACCUCCAAGAAGACUCAAAGAGCUCGAGCGACGAAAACAUCGACCGAUCGUCCGAUCAAAACCCCGACAACGACGAUAACGAUGAUCAUGACAUGGGAAUUGGUAGAUCCUAUGAGUGUGUGUUUUGCAAAAGAGGUUUCACAACUGCUCAAGCUUUAGGUGGACACAUGAACAUACAUAGAAAAGAUAGAGCAAACAAUAACAAAAGUGUGACUAAAGCAACUUUCAUUCCACCUAGUUCAAGCAAAUUAGUACUUGAUCAUCAUCAUCAUCAUGAUAGCUAUGGAGAUCUUGGAUUUUAUUCAACAAUUAAUCCAUCUCAUGGUUAUUAUUCUUCUUCAAUUUCAUCCAAAACUACUACUACUCCUGAGGUAGAUUCUCUCAACUAUCAUCAACUAUAUUUUCCUUCACAUCAUGUGCAAUAUAGUGAGAUGCUUUGUGUUGAAAAUCAAAGAAUGUUUGGAUCACAAGAUUGGAGGGGUUUGAGCUUGUAUGCAAAUCCAUUGAUUAAAGACAAGAUAGAAAACAACAAUGAAGUGGAUGAAUUGGAUUUGGAGCUUAGACUUGGUCAUUAUCCAUAGCAAAAAAUUCAUAUGUAAUUGCACUUAUUUCUCUACUUUUAUAUAUAAAUAUAAUUGCAUGUUUUAUGUAUUAAUUCUAAUGGCAUGCAAUUGUAUAUUGAGAAGUAAUUAAGUUUUUCUAUGUUAUGGAGGCUUUUUCAAGUUAGGGUUUUAUGAUAUUAUAUAACCCAGAAGUUUUUACAUAUGUGAAUGUUUCUUUUGUUGCUAAUUUCAAUGAAAAUUAGGUUAUUUAUGUACACAUGAGUGUUUUUAUUUAUUUAUUUUGUAAUAAAUUAACUAAU
Molecule: messenger RNA, 990 nt
Organism: Vicia villosa (hairy vetch)
Lineage: Eukaryota; Viridiplantae; Streptophyta; Magnoliopsida; Fabales; Fabaceae
Product: transcriptional regulator SUPERMAN-like
Exons: 2
Coding region: 116-709 (197 amino acids)
Source: RefSeq, a predicted model, not a curated record